CAGCAACAGUCCCACGGGUAGCGGCAGCAACAGCAACAACAGCGCAGGUUUCCAGCGCACCAGCAUCAGCAACUCGCUGCUGCAGUUCCCGCCGCCCCCGCCCCCUUCCUCACAGAACCAGGCGAAGAUCUUUCCCCACUCCCACGCCCCCACUCUUAAAACGAUGCUAUGGAAGCUGCUCUCUCGCAACUCUCUCUCUCUGUCUCCACUCACUAUCUCUCUCACGCGCUGACAAUGGGUGCAUUCAGCAGUUUAAUCGCGGCUCUGUGAUCACCUAAGCUGUGAUCGGUGAUCGGUCACUAGAUUUCUAUCGUACAAAAUGUAGAUCGACUUUUCAGAAGCAAUUUCAAUCAUAAAACGUAUUCACCGUACUCAUGCCAUAAAUUAGUUUACAUUCUAAUAUUCUCAUUUAUGUGAUUACCAUUAGAAAAUUUCCCAAUCAAAAUAAAGCGAAGAAAGCGCAAUGACAUUUGCUGAGUGGGCUGCCAGAUUUAAUUUGUACAUUCUACAUAAUUUAGCUGCAGCUAUAUUUAGGUGUCUAAAAACGAUAUAAAAAGGACAUAAACUAAUUUGUUGUACAACUCUAGUCACACAAAUAUUAUUUGUUAGUCAGUUGGCUCAAAUGAGAAUGCAAAUAAUUUGGGAUAAAAACUUCAGAGUUUUGCAAUCGAUAGUCAGUGGAAACAAUAAACUUUUAUUCAAAUUGGUUAUUUGAAAGACGGUCGGUUAACAUAUUUCAGUGAGUAAGUCGGAUAUAUAUUUAUAUAUUUUACGAAUCCUCGUAUAUUUGCGACAAUAUGUUCUUUCGAAAACGGUGAUAAAUAAAUCGGACUUCUAAUCGCUAAGUCCCAUUAUAAAUCACGUAUUACUCAUAUCCGAAUUUGCGAGACUCUGCUGAAUGCGCUCGUUUUAUUAAGCCACGCAAUCACGGCCUACGUUUCAAGUCGAACCAGAUCACACAGAUACUCGAAAGUACAAACAACACAACGCACAUACGUAUAAAUCACAGGUAUGACGACUGAGUUAACUGCCAAACCUGCUGAAUUAUUGAACAGUGUUGUUUUUGGCGAACAGCACUGGCAAUGAAAUUGCAAAUGGUCAUGGAAAUAUUGUAGAGCCCGGCGUCUAAUUGGCUCCAAGAGUUGUACGUUUCUCUUAUCGCGUCUGCUGUUCAUUUGUUUGUUCUUUUUUUUUAUUUUUCUUCACCGGCGAUAAUAAAUACACGCACCCACCACUCGAGCUGCAAAGAAAUGGAGGUGCCUCUUGGUCGGCGUCUCUGAAAUCCAGGUGUGUGUUUGCAUACGAAUUUUGCCAGUGAAAAUGAAACAACAACCGCCAGCUGACACCUUCUGUUUUUUGUGCUGCUUUAUCGGCAGGGACUUAUGUCUUAUGUAUUUAUAUUCACAUUUUUUAAGUGGUUACAUUUUGUUUAUUCUGAAGGAAGCACAAGCAAACUGGUUCCAUUUGACAGGCCAAGUUAUUAUUAACAUUAGCCAGAUUCGAAUUUGUUUAUGGCCAAAAAAGGAAGGCACUUUCCAUCUCGAUCGAUUCAGUUGUAUCGACUUGUUUGGAAUCCCUGCGAUCAGCUACAUACAUAUAUUGAAUUUUAGUUUAAUAAUUUUGUUUUUCAUUUGUAUUGGUUUUCAAUUUCAACAGCAUGAUCCGCGUACCAUAUGUUUUCCAUAAAAAUUCGAUAAAAGCUAGAGAAAUCAAUUUGAGUAUUGUUUAUUUGUUCAAUAGUUUUUUGACGUUUCGAAGAAUCUAUGCGAAAACUGCUGCUUGAAACAUAGAACUUGUAUUAAAUGUUUCCAGGAGAAUAGAAUAUAAUUUCUAUUAGGAUGUCCCAUAAAAACUAAGUUGCUGCUGAUUACUUUGUCAAAUGUAUAUGUAAAAAAACAAUUUAGAUGUAUCUCCCACCUUAUUUGGCAUGCAGUUCCUCCUCCUGUUUUUUCUGACCUUCUCAUCCGCGUAUUCAAAUGAAGGGAAGAAGGGGCUUCAGAGAAACCUCUACGUAACGGACAAUUAUCACCAGAAUGUGGUGUCCAUACGGACGCGCAAACACAUUCGCGAUUGGGGUGACAAUCACUUCUGUGCCGGCUCCCUCCUCUCCGCCUGGUGGGUCGUCACCUCCGGCUGUUGUGUGAGCACCAGGCCGGAGAGCACACCAAACCAGUCGAGUAAUCGCAAGAAUCUAAGGGUUGUCGUCUUCACGCCCCUGCGAUUGAAAAAGCCAUCUCCCAAGAACAUCUACCACGUUCAGAAGAUUGUGUUGGACGAGUCCACCAUGAGUGGGUGCUCCGAAUUGGCUCUGCUGAAGUUGGAUCGCGGCGUUACUGGCCAAAGGUUUGCCAUGAUGCUGCCGGAAAAGGAGUUGAACAGCACUUGGCUUUGCAACUCUCUCGGAUGGGGCAGGAUUUACUACGUAAGUUAUGUUAUGUAUAUAUCUGCACCGCAUUCAUGCAUUCUAUGUAGCAUGGUGUAUGUACCAGAUAACCCAGUUACUUGGUUCCAGGACGGACCCUACUCGAGCGAGCUGAUCCAAAUCAGAGCCCAGAUGAUUUCGGAGUAUGACUGCAAGCCUGGUUGCAGCAGCUGCCUGUGCAUGAGUAGCUAUACAGGCAGGGGCAAUAUGUGCCAGCAGGAUUUGGGCAGUCCGCUCUUCUGCGAUCACUUUCUGUACGGCGUGGCGCGUCGGGUGGUCACUUGCCAGGAUGAGGGCUUCAUGGUGUACACCAAUGUCUACCGAAACCGCAAGUUCAUCGAGGACACAUUGAGUGGCGCACCCUGGCCAAAAAAGUCCAAUGUUUUCGUCUAUUUCUUUGUGCAACUGAUGUUAGCAUCGUUUUCGGUAGUUUCAUCUGAUUGAAUAUGAUAUUACAAACAAGAAAGCACAGGAUAUUUAAAGGAUUAUACACAGUAGAUCCCAAAAACGAAGUCUCUCAGUUUUUAAAAUAUCUUUAAUGCAGUACUGACUCAUUCUCUUUAAAUAGUUUCUGACUUUAGUUCAAUGUCAAUAAGCGGUGUUACCACCUACUCAUACUCUUGUCGUAGGAUGUUGACCCACAAUAUGGUUUUUUAGAGCAUUGUGUCCGUGAAUUCGAGUGACUUUCCGUCUGUGAAUUGUAUCUUGAUUGAAUCUCGAUAGUUGAAGUUCAGGGUCGUGUGUGCGUGUGUUUAAUCACUCGACUUGUCUUCCCCAUUCAUCAGUUGAUGAUCGCUGAUCGAUUGCCAAAAGUAGCAGCAGACACUAGCCAGCCCCCUAGCCCUUCCCACCCGCCCCCGUUCCCCCUUCUCUCCCUUCUCACCCUCUCACCCCGUUACUUUUUGUUUUCCUGUAGUUUUGGUUUCGCCUAUUUCGAUUCUUCUACUGUCUGGUAGCUAGCUCUCUUUCCGUUUCUAUUCCUCACCCACUCUCUCUUUAAACGCUUUCAUUGAAAUGGUUGUUUUGUACAGUGCAACUUCACUAACCCGAACUUUUGGUAGUCCAACUGAAUAACUAUAAUUUUAACAAAAAUGAGCUUAACAAUAAAAUGUAGUAUAUUAUUAAAAGCUUUUUUUUACCAACAAAAUUAUUCUUCAAAUAGUAUAUAUUUGUUGUAUCUUUUGGUCUAUUUCGUUGUUUUCUUUUAGUUUCUUAUGUGUCAAUAUCUUCUGAAUACUUUUUAGUUUCUUCUAUAUAUCAUAUAAGUUCGUUGCUUGGGAGGCUUUACUGUCAUA
Molecule: messenger RNA, 3717 nt
Organism: Drosophila simulans
Lineage: Eukaryota; Metazoa; Arthropoda; Insecta; Diptera; Drosophilidae
Product: trypsin-1
Exons: 2
Coding region: 1928-2866 (312 amino acids)
Biological process (GO): proteolysis
Molecular function (GO): serine-type endopeptidase activity
Source: RefSeq, a predicted model, not a curated record